CGAGCUAAUGAGUUACAUUCGACCAUAAUUUAUGGCUUGUCAUCUUGUUCAAAAUUCAGAGAGUUGAAUUUUAAAAACUGGCUGUUUUUUCAAAGGAGGACCAAGUAAACCCCUACCUAAAUGGGAUACAAGUAUAUAUAUUUUUCCCAAAGGAGGGUUAUGAAAAUUGAAAAGUAUGACUUAUUAGGAUUGAAACAAACCGACUCAGCUGAUGUUGUUGACUGUAAAAAUUUGAGUAAAAUCACAAACUCUGCCUGUUAUCAGACAAAAGUCUUUUUGUUUCUGUUUCUAAAUUUAUGUCAUACAAUCAAGUUUCCCAUGUGUUACAUUCUAAAUCACCGAAUCUAAUUCAGACAAUUCCAAGACAUUUAUGCUGAAAGUAACGCAAGGAUUGCUUUGAAAAGGGCAUCUCCCCCUACUCCAUUUUGCUUAAACCUAAAAAACGAGAUGAAUUAAGAAAAUAUACUCAAAAGGUCAUUUAACCCUUUAAUGGAAGCUGAGAAAAGUCUAUCAAAAAAUUGACAAAUCGUAGGAAUCUUGCAUAUUUUACACACUUUAAGGGAUGCACUGUUCCCUUGGAAACAUCAUAAAACUUUGUUUUACCUUGUGAUGUUGACUAUUUUUCAUUUGCACAUUUAAGAAAGCUUUAGAAAUUACCAAGCGGCCUGCUUUCGUGAUAAAAGAAAGGGCCCACUUGCUCAUUUGACUGCCUUUUUCUUCCUUCUAGCUUCAGAUCUAAAAAUCUAAUUCAUGGCUUAAUCCUUGUUAACCAGAAAAGAACUUCUGGGUGUGUUUUUUUUUAUUAUUAUUUUUCCUGUUUUACGAGUUAAAACAGGCAGGGCGAGGAAACAAAGGAAGGAGAGCUAUGGGGUUGGUGGGUGUCCAAGAAAAUGGAAAUGGGGAAAUGGCUUUGUCUUUGGGGAACAAGAACAAGUACAAGAGAAUGGAUUCUGAGCUAUCAGAUGGUUUUGAUAAUGAUGCUUCACAUCAUAAUCAUCAUCAACUAGAAAGGAAGAAAAGUACCAGGAAAUAUGUUCUUGCUUGUGCCAUUUUUGCAUCUCUCAACAAUGUUCUUCUUGGUUAUGAUGUAGGUGUCAUGAGUGGAGCUAUUAUAUUUAUACAGGAAGAUCUGAAGAUAACUGAGGUACAAGAAGAAAUCCUUGUCGGGAUUUUGAGUGUCAUUUCACUUUUAGGUAGCUUAGCUGGUGGAAGGACAUCAGAUAUUAUUGGUAGAAAGUGGACAAUGGCCUUUGCUGCUGUUGUAUUUCAAAUUGGUGCAGCUAUAAUGACACUUGCACCAUCAUUCCAAGUACUAAUGGUAGGACGGGUUUUGGCUGGGGUUGGUAUAGGCUUUGGAGUCAUGAUUGCUCCAGUCUAUAUCGCUGAGAUAUCACCAACUAUCGAUAGAGGCUCUCUUACCUCCUUCCCUGAGAUUUUCAUAAAUCUGGGAAUUUUGCUUGGUUAUGUCUCAAAUUAUGCAUUUUCUGGUCUUUCGGUACAUACAAACUGGAGGGUAAUGCUGGCUGUUGGAAUUUUGCCUUCAGUCUUCAUAGGGUUCGCUCUUUUUAUUAUCCCUGAAUCACCAAGGUGGUUGGUCAUGCAGAACCGAGUUGAAGAAGCAAGAUCUGUGCUAUUAAAAACAAAUGAAAAUGAUAAAGAGGUGGAUGAGAGGCUCUCAGAAAUAGUAGCAGCAGCUGGAAUGUCUAAUGGAGAUAAGAAUGAAGAGAAAGCUGUGUGGCGUGAACUGUUAAGCCCUUCUCCUUCACUUCGUCAGAUGCUGAUCACCGGAUUUGGAAUCCAGUGUUUCCAACAAAUCACUGGAAUAGAUGCAACUGUGUAUUAUAGCCCUGAAAUCUUCAAGGAUGCUGGGAUUGAAAGUAAUUCUAAGCUUCUUGCUGCAACAGUUGCUGUGGGUGUCACAAAGACAGCUUUUAUAUUGAUUGCUACAUUUCUUGUUGAUAGAGUUGGGCGGAAACCCUUACUCUAUGUGAGCACAAUUGGAAUGACUGUGUGUUUGUUUUCCUUAAGCCUUAGCCUCGCCUUACUGGGGAAUGGGCAGCUUGGAAUUGCACUGGCAGUCUUGUGUGUUUGUGGUAAUGUAGCUUUUUUUUCAGUGGGAAUUGGUCCUAUAUGCUGGAUUUUGACAUCCGAAAUCUUUCCCUUGAGGUUGCGAGCUCAAGCAUCUGCUCUUGGGGUUGUAGGUAACAGGGUAUGCAGUGGUUUUGUUGCCAUGUCGUUCCUCUCUGUCUCUCGUACAAUUACAGUUGCUGGAACCUUUUUCCUCUUUUCACUGUUUUCAGCUCUUUCUGUUCUCUUUGUUUACAAACUUGUUCCAGAGACAAAGGGAAAAUCAUUGGAACAGAUUGAGUUGCUUUUUCAAAAUCAUAAUGAAUGGCAAGGAGUUGAAGUGGAGCUGGGAGACUCUGAGCAUCUGGUACAGAAAGCAUGAGUAAUCGGGGAUUGGCCGGUGCAAUUUUCUUGGUGGAAUCUUGCAAUUUUUGUGGUUUAAUGAUUGAAGUGGAAGAGGUAGGAACCAUAUGAAAAUUUACAUCAUUACAGAUCCAUUAAUGCGCAUCAGCGUGGAAGAGUUGGAUUUCUAAAGUGAAUGUUUCCUAGCGCCCUAGGUAUCUGCAAUUGAAAGCUCUGUAAGUUGGUAACCAAAAGGAGUAAGUAUAAUGUUAUAUGAGGUGCAUUAUUACAGUCAGAAGCAUGCCCAAAGUUAUAUUUGUUUGCCAUCUCUUCCUAUACUGUUGAUUUAUCUUGAGAUCCAUGAGAAAAUAGUAUUCAUGUUAGAGUUAUAGCUUGGAUUCUAGCCAAAUACUUCCCUGUAUCAGUAUUUGAUUUCCUCACACAAAUCAUAAUAAAUUUUACCAUACAAUGGAUGGAAAAUAACAGGGUUUUGCUUCUUCAUGUUUGUACCUUUUAGGCAUGUCAUACGAUGUUUAGUUCAAUGAAUAUGGGAAUCAUUUUAAAUCAAACUUUAAGAGAUCAGCUUUUUAAUUUGCAACAUUUUCCAAACUUUAAUUUAAAAUGUGAAAGAUAGCUUCUGAUGUCUUUUGUUUUGUUGUCCUUUUUCUUGUUUAAGAUUUGCUUUCUGGAUGUUGGAAUCCCCGUAUGUUAAAUUCAACUUUUCUGGUUCCUUAGGUUUCAUUUGUGAUGGUUAACUUUCUUAGCUAUUAUGAUUUGAAAACUAUGUUGGGGGCAGCAUUC
Molecule: messenger RNA, 3210 nt
Organism: Durio zibethinus
Lineage: Eukaryota; Viridiplantae; Streptophyta; Magnoliopsida; Malvales; Malvaceae
Product: putative polyol transporter 4
Biological process (GO): transmembrane transport
Cellular component (GO): membrane
Molecular function (GO): transmembrane transporter activity
Source: RefSeq, a predicted model, not a curated record